AGCAUAGUGAAGAUGCCGCAAUGGUGUCUGGGCUUGUUUUUUCUGCUCCUGCUUGUGCUGCUUGGCUCUUCUGCAGCGAAGGUCCCGGUGAUCAUCGUGUUUGGCGACUCGACAGUCGACUCCGGCAACAACAAUUUCGUCAACACUGUUGUAAAGUCCAAUUAUGAGCCCUAUGGACGCGACUUUGAUGGAGGAAAACCAACGGGGAGAUUCUCCAACGGUCGACUAGCCACAGACUUCAUCUCCCAAGCCUUCAACCUCUCCCCCGCAAUUCCACCUUAUCUUGAUCCGGCGUAUGGCAUUAAGGACUUUGCCAUUGGCGUCUGCUUUGCCUCCGCAGCCACCGGCUACGACAAUGCCACUUCCAACGUUGCGUCUGUCAUUCCACUGUGGAAGGAGCUGGAGUACUUCAAAGAUUACAUAGGGAAGUUGAAAGGCUUCCAAGGAGAGGCAAAGGCAAGGGAGACAAUAGGGGAGGGUCUCUACAUCAUAAGCAUAGGGACCAACGAUUUCCUGGAGAACUAUUUUGCUGUUCCCGUCAGGUCUUCAGCUCUUACCGUCAAAGAGUACCAGAGUUUCCUCAUUGGAAUCGCCAAGUGGUUUGUGAAUGAAAUCUAUGCGUUGGGAGCUCGAAAGAUAGACCUCACUGGGCUGCCUCCAAUGGGUUGCCUGCCACUGGAGCGCUCAAUCAACUCUCGGCUGUUUCAGUUUGACGAAUGCAACCAGGAGUACAACAGAGUGGCCCGAGAGUUCAACGUCGAGCUGCAGAAAUUGGUGGAGAAGCUCAGCAUGGAAAGGCCGGACCUCCGCCUGGUUUAUGGCAAUAUUUAUGAUUUCUUUGACACAGUUGUCAAGAGUCCAUCUUCUUAUGGAUUUGAGGUUGCAAAGGUAGGUUGUUGUGGUGCCAGUGGACUAAUGGAAUUGGGCUACUUGUGCAAGAUUCCAUUAACAUGUAAAAAUGCAGAUAAGUAUGUGUUCUGGGAUGCUAUCCACCCUACGCAGAAGAUGAAUAAACUGUUGGCUGAUUAUAUUGUCAACACCACCUUGGCUCGUUUUAUGUGA
Dendrobium catenatum is the source of this 1062-nucleotide messenger RNA. RefSeq names its product GDSL esterase/lipase At2g04570. The transcript has 3 exons. The record is from RefSeq and is a predicted model, not a curated record. Gene Ontology annotation, molecular function: hydrolase activity, acting on ester bonds. NCBI's taxonomy places the organism in Eukaryota, Viridiplantae, Streptophyta, Magnoliopsida, Asparagales, Orchidaceae. Bases 13 to 1062 code for a protein of 349 amino acids.